AUGUACGCUUUACGAGCAGCGGUGGCGGUGGGCCUGUUGGCGCAUGGAGUGUAUCAAUUUGAGAACGAUCCAACGUGGUGGUUGUGUUGUCCAUUUUAUGUCUCGGCUGCUCUCCUCUCACUGCUCCCAUUCCCAAAUCUUUUCAUCUGGCGGCUCCUCUCCGCAUUCGCCGUCAUGGGCGGUGGAUCGUUUAUGCUAUUUCUCGCCUACACUUUCCACAGUCUCGACGGAGCUACAGGCUUGAGUCUUAUCGAAGGUGAUCGUCUUCUCCCGAUCUCUGUCGGUGUCGCCCUCAUCACAGCCACUCGUCUAGCACAUGGUCGUCAUUCAUCCCCAUUGGAGUUUAUCAAGGGCUUCAUUCUGACGGGCCUCUUCUUUGCCUCAUUCGGUUGCAUGAUCUUCUCGGCGAAAUUUUUCAAUCUACAUCAA
Molecule: messenger RNA, 429 nt
Organism: Mesorhabditis belari
Lineage: Eukaryota; Metazoa; Nematoda; Chromadorea; Rhabditida; Rhabditidae
Source: the annotation of a GenBank genome assembly